AUAAAUUAUAAAUAUAUACAUAUAUUAUAUUUAUAAAUAUAUAAAUAUAAUAAUAAUAUUAUUAUAAUAAUUAUUAUUAUUAUAAAAGAAUUGGGCGGGCCGUAUUCAAACACUUGGCGGGCCGGAUGUGGCCCCCGGGCCGUAGUUUGCCCACCCCUGCUCUAAAUGGUACAUGGGUAUGAAUGUGAAUGUUUUGUGUCUGCGAUUGUCGCCCACCAGUCCAGUGUGUACCCUACCUUUUUAAAAGUGGGUGUCCAAGUUGUCAGCGAGUGCCUUGUCAUGCUCUUUCUGCACCACAAGCAAACAGUAUACACUUAAGAACAUGGUGCAUAUCCUCUGGGGGCGUCUGUGCUGUGUUAGAAUGCAUGUGGAAGAUGGAGUGUGUGUGUGUGUGUGUGUGUGUGUGUGUGUACGCCUGAGCAUACCCAGAGCACAUUUGCAUAGCAUCAAGUCAAGCAGCUCGGCUGGGCAGCGGAGCAAGAGAAGAGGACGACGGCGAAGGAGGGCCAAAAUGAAGGAAGCAAAAAAAGCGUCUGAAGAGUCGAAGAAAUGCAAAGCGCGGCUGUGGAGGCUGUUCCCUCACCUGAUCUUGUGUCUGUCUCUGGUCUUGUACGCCGUGCUGGGAGCACUUUUGUUCCAAUACAUCGAAGGAGGCAUCACGUCCCCCACCAAGCUGGAAUACCACGACUUCUUGGCACGCGUUAUCUGGCGUGUCCAGAACCUUACCAAUAACUCGUCAUACAGCCACCAAAAUAUUGUGGAGGAAGUGGAGCACACCAUGCGAGAUCAAUUCAAGACCGUAUGGCUCCAAGAACCUGACAAGUGGACCUUUGCCGGCUCCUUGUUCUUCUGCUGCACUGUCUUCACAACAGUUGGUUACGGCCACAUCUACCCGGUGACCCUGUCCGGUAAAGUGGUGUGUGUGCUGUACGCCAUGGUGGGCAUCCCACUGAUGCUGUUGGUCAUACUGGACGUUGGCGACUUCCUGGCUACGCUGAUGUACAGAGCGUAUGUCAGCAUUCACGCCUUCUUCAAAGUUCUCCGCUCCCACACUUGGCCGUCACUGAGGGCUCGUAUGAAAGCGAGGGAUUCAAACCAGUGGACCGUAGAAGACGGCGUCACCGUUUUCAGCCGUGACGUGGUGGUCCGGGAACUUCUGGACAUGCGGGAAGUGUUGCAGAGCCAAGUGGACGUGAAGCACAAUUCCAUGCAGCUCCAAAAUAAUAAAGACAUCUUUGAGAAGAUCCUCGCCAGGGAGAAUCUACUUCGGAAGAGCCCCCUGCUGAGGAGCCUCUCCUGUCCGGAAUUGAACCGUCUGCCGCCUCUUCCCACCGGAUUUGCCAUCUGGGAUUUCACCGGGUUGGGGGAUAGCAUGGAACAGCUGAAGGUCCCGUUUGUGUUGAUUCUCUUCAUCGUCUUCGCUUACAUUCUUCUCGGAGGUUUGAUCAUGCCCAUCUGGGAGAAAGAGUUCAAAGGGUUUGAUCCGUACUACUUUUGUUUCAUCACCUUGACCACCAUCGGUUUUGGGGACUUGGUGCCUCACCAUCCCAAGUACUUCAUGCUCACCUCGCUCUUCAUCAUCGCGGGGAUGGCGAUCAUGUCCAUGGCGUUUAAGCUGGGCCAGACGCGCAUCGUGAGCUGCUACCGCAAGUGCAUCAAGAUCAUCGGCAAGGGAAGCGGCGACGCGACCGCAAAGUGACAAAAGUGCCUUUUCCAAAGAAACCGACGUGGAGGACAUCUUUGUUGUGGACACUUUGCAUGUUGACUAUAACCUCAGGGCAUCCACUCACGAGUGGACCCGUCGGGUUUCACAUCUCAUCCAAACAACCUUGAAUCAAUUCCCGUAUGCAAGGGGGUCUCAAACACGCGGCCCUAGUUUGAGGCCCCCCGCCUUGAUAAGAAAGUUUAAUGUUAGUGCGACCCGCGCAAGUUUGAUAUGGAUGCUGUAUGGCAGGGGUGGGCAAACUACGGCCCGGGGGCCACAUGCGGCCCACCAAACGUUUGAAUCCGGCCCGCCAGUUGCUUUUAAGUAUUUCAACUUUUAACAUACCAGCUGGCAACAUGACUUUCAAGUCGGAUGUCUUAUUCAGUAAAAAAAAAAAAAUAAUAAUUCAAGGCGUAAAAUUAUUAAAACUAUUAAAAAUUAUUUAAAAAUUAUUUAAAAUUAUUAAAAUUAUUUAAAAUUAUUAAAAAUUAUUUAAAAAAUUAUGAAAAAUUGUGUAAAAAAUAUUUUAAAAAUAUUAAAAAUCAUUAAAAUUAUAAGCAUAAAAUCAUGUGUGUUAUAUACAUACAUAUAAAUAUAUGUUCUGGCCCCCCGCACAAUUUUGUUAACUCAAUGCGGCCCAUGAGUCAAAAAGUUUGCCCACCCCUGCUGUAUGGUAUCAUGUACCCAGAAAAAAUUAUUACCUUUGAUUAAUGUUCAUGUUAAAGGUUAAAUAACUGUUAAUAGUUAUCCUCCCUAUCCGUGUGGAAGUGGUAAGUUUUUGGCUAUUUAAGUUGUUAAGUAAUACAUGAAAAAAAACUUAUUGAGCCCUAAUAUAACCAGUAGUACAUUGAAACAUUCACACCAGGGGUCUCAAACACGCGGCCCGCGGGCCAAAUGUGGCCCGCAGGACACUAGUUUGAGGCCCCCGCCUUGAUAUGAAAGUUUAACGUUAGUGUGGCCCCACGCAAGUUUGAUAUGGAUGCUGUAUGGUAUCAUGUACCCAGAAAAAAUUAUUACCUUUGAUUCAUGUUCAUGUUAAAGGUUAAAUAACUGAUAAUAGUUAUCCUCCCUAUCCGUGUGGAAGUGGUAAGUUUUUGGCUAUUUAAGUUGUUAAGUAAUACAUGAAAAAAAACUUAUUGAGCCCUAAUAUAGCCAGUAGUACAUUGAAACAUUCACACCAGGGGUCUCAAACACGCGGCCCGCGGGCCAAAUGUGGCCCGCAGGACACUAGUUUGAGGCCCCCCGCCUUGAUAUGAAAGUUUAAUGUUAGUGCGGCCCGCGCAAGUUUGAUAUGGAUGCUGUAUGGUAUCAUGUACCCAGAAAAAAAUUAUUACCUUUGAUUAAUAUUCAUGUUAAAGGUUAAAUAACUGUUAAUAGUUAUCCUCCCUAUCCGUGUGGAAGUGGUACGUUUCUGGCUAUUUAAGUUGAAAGGAAAUAACUUGACGGCUACCGUUUAGGUCGCUAGCUCUCUAGUUUGCGAGUUAGCAUGUGUCUCAAGACGCUGCAGUUGCGCAAUAUGUUGUAAUAACUGUUGUAAUUGUUUUUAAUUCUGUAAAGCACUUUGUGUUGCAUGUCUUUGCAGGAAAAGUGCUCUACAAAUAAAGUUGAUUUGAUUUAUAUCAGACAUGAAAAAAACCGUAUUGAGCCCUAAUAUAGCCAGUAGUACAUUGAAACAUUUACACCAGGGGUCUCAAACACGCGGCCCGCGGACCAAAUGUGGCCCGCAGGACACUAGUUUGAGGCCCCCGCCUUGAUAUGAAAGUUUAGCUAGUUUGAUAUGGAUGCUGUAUGGUAUCAUGUACCCAGAAAAAAUCAUUACGUUUGAUUAAUAUUCAUGUUAAAGGUUAAAUAACUGUUAAUAGUUAUCCUCCCUAUCUGUGUGGAAGUGGUAAGUUUUUGGCGAUUUAAGUUGAAAGGAAAUAACUUGGAGGCUACCGUUUAGGUCGCUAGCGCUCUAGUUUGCGAGUUAGCAUGUGUCUCGAGACCCUGCAGUUGCGCAAUAUGUUGUAAAUAAAAAGAGUAUAAAUGUGACUAUAGUCGUGUUUUGUCAUGUCUACAGGGCUCUAAUAAUGCUUUGUUCAUUUUAAUCUGAAAAAAAAUUUGUCUACCCACCAACUAUAUGUUUUAUUAUUAUUAUAUUUAGUAUAUAUUACUGAUUGACUGAUUUUCUUUAUUCUUGAUUUAUUUUUCAUCUUAUUUUGUGCAGAAAAAUAAAAAUGAAGAUAAUUGAGAACAGUGGAAUGUUUUAUCAGAGCUUUUAUUGUGGAAAAUCGGAACCAAAGCAAAGUUUAUUCAUUUUUGUGUUUUUAAUAAAUGCGUUUUUUUUUUUUUUUUUUUGGAAAACCUGAUACGGCGCAGCCUCGCCCAGACCUGAGCUCCAGUGGCCCCCCAGGUAAAUUGAGUUUGAGACCCCUGGUCUAUGCCCGUCUGGGGAUGCUGGAUACUCUUCCUGACGAAUACUAAUGAUUACUAGUAGAUGGUAUAACUAUAAUUGUAUAGUAUAAAAAGUAUUAACGUUUUUUUUGUUUUUUUUUAAAUAAAGAUUUUAACAUUUGGCUUUUCUGGAACAGAUUAAUUGGAAAAUUAAUUAAAAAAAACGACAGCAAAUUAA
Messenger RNA from Doryrhamphus excisus (bluestripe pipefish), 4316 nucleotides. RefSeq names its product potassium channel, subfamily K, member 18 (gene kcnk18). Gene Ontology annotation, cellular component: plasma membrane. Gene Ontology annotation, biological process: potassium ion transmembrane transport; stabilization of membrane potential. NCBI's taxonomy places the organism in Eukaryota, Metazoa, Chordata, Actinopteri, Syngnathiformes, Syngnathidae. Gene Ontology annotation, molecular function: outward rectifier potassium channel activity; potassium ion leak channel activity. The record is from RefSeq and is a predicted model, not a curated record.